Messenger RNA from Aegilops tauschii subsp. strangulata, 429 nucleotides. The record is from RefSeq and is a predicted model, not a curated record. NCBI's taxonomy places the organism in Eukaryota, Viridiplantae, Streptophyta, Magnoliopsida, Poales, Poaceae.
AUGCCGCCGCGCGUUCGGGACAGCUCCGGCUACCGCGGCGUCCACGCCCGCCCCUCCAACGUGUAUUACACGGAGAUCCGCUCCGGUAAUACACGUCUCGGUCUCGGGACGUUCGAGACCGCCCACGAGGCCGCCCGCGCGUACGACGCGGCGGCGUGGCGCCUCUCGAGGCCACAGGCGCACAUGAACUUCCUCGACGUGCGGACGCGCGAGCAGGCGCAGGAACUCGCGCCUCCGCCGCAGCUCAUCACCGACGAGGAUCGUCGCGUCCAGUGUAGGCAGGAAUGCCGCUGCUCCGGCGCUGGCUGUCUGCGACCCAUGGAAGAGAUGGCGGCAGUGCUCGGCGUUCGGCCUUGUCUCUGCGUGCGGCGACCGGGACGGCGCUCCCUGGUUGUGACGGCAGCUGUUGGGGAUACACAUAAUAGGUAG